Messenger RNA from Oncorhynchus tshawytscha (Chinook salmon), 833 nucleotides. RefSeq lists its product as uncharacterized. Gene Ontology annotation, biological process: response to bacterium. The transcript is spliced from 4 exons. Lineage: Eukaryota; Metazoa; Chordata; Actinopteri; Salmoniformes; Salmonidae. The coding region runs from base 102 to 833 and encodes 243 amino acids. The record is from RefSeq and is a predicted model, not a curated record.
GCAACAAUGUUCCGCGGCAUUUUCAAGUUCAGCGGGUUCAAAUUGGUGACCAAGUGAUUCUCAACUGUGUUUUCUCAAAGCAAGUAUACAAUGAGGGAAACAUGUUCUGGUUCAAGCAAGUAACAGGGCAAAUUCCUCAGGUUGUUGCAAAGAUGCAGAAAAAUCAGUCAAGGCCUGAACUGCACAAGGAAUUUAGAAAUUCACAUCUUAGUAUGGAGAAGGCUCAAGCUGACGGGAUAUAUCGUCUUACAAUCCAAAAGAUGGAACCAACGGAUGAAGCUGUUUACUAUUGUGUCUAUAUCACAGAAUGUGAAGUCAACUUUAUCAAUGGAACUUUUUUAGUAUUAAAAGGCAAGAAUCCCCAGAGGUCUGAUUACAAGACCGUGGUACAGAGGUCAGUUUCUGACCCAUUCCACCCAGGAGAAAAUGUGACUCUGCAGUGUACAGUGCUCUCUGAGGCCUGUACAGGAGAACACAGUGUGUACUGGUUCAGAAUUGGAUCAGGAGAAUCCCAUCCAGGAGUCAUUUACACCCCUGGGAACAGGAGAGAUGAGUGUCAGAAGAGCCCUGAGACUCCCUCUCCUACACAGAGCUGUGUCUACAGCCUCUCCAAGAACAACCUCAGCCCACCUGAUGCUGGGACUUACUACUGUGCUGUGGCCAUAUGUGGGGAGAUCCUUUUUGGCAAAGGAACAGAAUUGGACCUGGCCAGUAACACGGAAGUGAAUGUGUCAGGUUUGGCAGUGGCGUUGGUGUUGUGUGGGAUUGGGAUCAUGUUCCUUGUCUGCACCAGACGAAAAGAGCAAAUAUGUGAAAAUUGCAAAGGACCAUGA